AUGCAAGAUCCGCGUGAGUCGCCCGCGAUCGCGACUUCCUGUUCGAGCGCGCGUUCGUCGCCAUCUACGACCCGCAGGCGGAUGUCGCGCAGAUCUGGCUCGCCCUCGCCAAGACGUGUUCGCUCCGGCUCGCGAGCAAAGCAGGCAGAGAUUCCCCCCUCCGCGCUCGGUAGCGGCCUCGAUGGAUGGUCCAUUUACAUUGAUCUUAAUAGCGAUCGAGUAAACCUGCGACAACAUCGCGGCACGACGCUCUCGGCCGCUCCACACUUGGGCCCACAGGCAAGACAUGCACCGGUUCCCGCGCUGGACCCUCGCCUCCUCGACAUCGUUCGGGUCGGCACGAUCCACGAGGUCCUCCUCCACCAGGCCCGCGGAGGUCCUGACCAUGAUCCGCCAGCGCACAUUGGUACACGUCGAUGCGCCUCGUGCCACACACCAUGCGCACCACAUCGUAUGCUCCUUCAGAUGCGCACGUAG
Molecule: messenger RNA, 477 nt
Organism: Sparassis crispa
Lineage: Eukaryota; Fungi; Basidiomycota; Agaricomycetes; Polyporales; Sparassidaceae
Exons: 2
Coding region: 1-477 (158 amino acids)
Source: RefSeq, a predicted model, not a curated record